AGCGGAGAGCAUCAGUACUAUAGGAGACUGUGAGAAUCGGUGAAACCGGGUUCAUAUUCGUGCUGUGAUCGUUCAGCGCCCGGGUUUGGAGCGGACAUGCGAUUUGCAGGCUGGGCUGCUUUUUGAGCGAACGUGAGCAGCCAUGACGACCCACGUGACUCUGGAGGAUGCGCUGUCCAACGUGGACCUGCUGGAGGAGCUCCCGCUCCCUGAUCAGCAGCCAUGCAUCGAGCCUCCACCCUCCUCCAUAAUGUACCAGGCCAACUUUGAUACCAACUUUGAGGACAGAAAUGCUUUCGUGACUGGCAUCGCCCGAUACAUUGAGCAGGCCACAGUCCACUCCAGCAUGAAUGAAAUGCUGGAGGAGGGACAUGAGUACGCAGUCAUGCUGUACACCUGGAGGAGCUGCUCCAGGGCCAUUCCUCAGGUGAAGUGCAAUGAGCAGCCCAACAGAGUGGAGAUCUAUGAGAAGACCGUGGAGGUGCUGGAACCCGAGGUCACCAAGCUCAUGAGGUUCAUGUACUUUCAGCGUAAGGCGAUCGAGCGCUUCUGCGGUGAGGUGAAGCGUCUGUGCCACGCUGAGCGCAGGAAGGACUUCGUGUCCGAAGCCUACCUGCUCACUCUGGGAAAAUUCAUCAACAUGUUCGCGGUUCUGGAUGAACUCAAGAACAUGAAGUGCAGUGUCAAGAAUGACCACUCCGCCUACAAAAGAGCUGCUCAGUUCCUUCGAAAGAUGGCUGAUCCACAGUCUAUCCAGGAGUCGCAGAAUCUGUCCAUGUUCCUAGCCAAUCACAACAGAAUCACACAGUGUCUGCAUCAGCAACUGGAAGUGAUACCUGGCUAUGAGGAGCUGUUGGCUGAUAUCGUAAACAUCUCUGUGGAUUACUACGAAAAUAAGAUGUACCUGACACCCAGCGAGAAACACAUGCUUCUCAAGGUCAUGGGGUUCGGACUUUAUCUGAUGGAUGGAAACGUCAGCAACAUCUACAAGCUGGAUGCCAAGAAGAGGAUAAAUCUUAGCAAAAUCGACAAGUUCUUUAAGCUCCAGGUUGUGCCUCUCUUUGGUGACAUGCAGAUCGAGUUGUCUCGAUACAUUGAGACAAGUGCCCACUACGAGGAGAACAAAUCAAAGUGGACCUGCACCCAGAGCAGCAUCAGUCCCCAGUAUAACCUGUGCGAGCAGAUGGUGCAGAUCCGAGACGAUCACAUUCGCUUCAUCUCAGAGCUGGCUCGCUACAGUAACAGUGAGGUGGUGACCGGCUCCGGCCUGGACAGCCAGAAGUCAGAUGAGGAGUACAGGGAGCUGUUUGACCUGUCACUGAGGGGUCUGCAGCUCCUCUCCAAGUGGAGCACACACGUCAUGGAGGUGUAUUCGUGGAAACUUGUCCACCCCACCGACAAGUUCUGCAACAAGGACUGUCCCGGCACGGCCGAGGAGUACGAACGCGCCACCCGCUAUAACUACACCAGCGAGGAGAAGUUCGCCCUGGUGGAAGUGAUCGCCAUGAUCAAGGGGCUGCAGGUGCUGAUGGGUCGCAUGGAGAGCGUCUUCAACCAAGCCAUCAGAAACACCAUCUACGCUGCGCUGCAGGACUUCGCCCAGGUCAUUCUGAGAGAGCCGCUCAGACAGGCCGUGCGCAAGAAGAAGAACGUCCUCAUCAGUGUUCUACAGGCCAUUCGUAAGACCAUCUGUGACUGGGAAGGUGGUCGGGAGCCACCCAACGAUCCCUGUCUGAGAGGAGAAAAGGACCCCAAAGGAGGUUUCGACAUCAAAGUGCCCCGCCGCGCUGUCGGUCCUUCAAGCACACAGCUCUACAUGGUAAGAACUAUGCUGGAGUCUCUGAUUGCUGACAAGAGCGGUUCCAAGAAGACGCUACGCAGCAGCCUGGAUGGACCCAUAGUUCAGGCUAUAGAAGAUUUCCACAAGCAUUCCUUCUUCUACACUCAUCUUCUGAACUUCAGUGAGGCUUUGCAGCAGUGCUGCGACCUAUCACAGCUCUGGUUCCGAGAGUUCUUCCUGGAGCUCACCAUGGGUCGUCGGAUCCAGUUUCCAAUCGAGAUGUCCAUGCCCUGGAUCCUCACCGACCAUAUUUUGGAGACCAAAGAGCCGUCCAUGAUGGAAUACGUGCUGUAUCCUUUGGAUCUGUAUAAUGACAGUGGAUACUACGCUCUAACCAAGUUCAAGAAGCAGUUUCUCUAUGAUGAGAUAGAAGCUGAGGUGAACCUUUGUUUUGAUCAGUUUGUGUACAAACUGGCGGAUCAGAUCUUUGCUUACUACAAAGCAAUGGCCGGAAGCGUCCUCUUGGACAAGCGCUUCCGCGCAGAGUGUAAGAACUACGGCGUGAUCAUUCCCUACCCCCCUUCUAACCGCUAUGAGACGCUGCUGAAACAAAGACAUGUGCAGCUCUUGGGUCGUUCCAUCGACCUGAACAGGCUGAUCACCCAGAGGAUCUCAGCGGCCAUGUACAAAUCCCUGGAUCAUGCGAUCAGCCGCUUUGAGAGCGAAGAUCUCACUUCUAUAGUGGAACUUGAGUGGUUGCUGGAAAUAAACAGACUGACACACCGACUGUUGUGCAAGCACAUGACCCUGGAUAGUUUUGAUGCCAUGUUCCGGGAGGCCAACCACAACGUGUCGGCUCCGUACGGCCGCAUCACGCUGCACGUCUUCUGGGAGCUCAACUUCGACUUCCUGCCCAACUACUGCUACAACGGCUCCACCAACAGGUUUGUGCGCACAGCUAUUCCGUUUACCCAGGAGCCUCAGAGAGACAAGCCCGCCAACGUUCAGCCUUACUACCUGUAUGGCUCUAAGCCGCUGAACAUCGCCUACUCCCACAUCUACAGUUCCUACAGGAACUUCGUGGGUCCCCCGCAUUUCAAAACAAUCUGCCGUCUGCUUGGUUACCAGGGCAUCGCCGUGGUGAUGGAGGAGCUGCUCAAGAUCGUCAAGAGCUUGCUGCAGGGCACCGUUCUGCAGUACGUUAAGACUCUGAUAGAGGUAAUGCCCAAAAUCUGCAGGUUGCCUCGUCACGAGUACGGCUCACCAGGUAUCCUGGAGUUUUUCCAUCACCAGCUAAAGGACAUAAUCGAAUAUGCUGAGUUGAAGACUGAUGUGUUUCAGAGUCUGAGGGAGGUUGGCAAUGCAAUCCUCUUCUGCCUUCUCAUUGAGCAAGCUCUGUCACAGGAAGAAGUAUGCGACCUCCUUCAUGCCGCUCCGUUCCAAAACAUCCUCCCUAGAGUGUACAUCAAAGAGGGUGAGAGGCUGGAGGUGAGGAUGAAGAGACUGGAGGCGAAGUACGCUCCACUGCAUCUGGUUCCUCUCAUUGAGAGACUUGGCACCCCACAGCAAAUCGCCAUAGCCCGCGAAGGGGACCUGCUGACCAAGGAGAGGCUGUGCUGCGGUCUGUCCAUGUUCGAGGUGAUCCUGACACGUAUCCGCAGCUUCCUGCAGGACGCCGUGUGGCGCGGGCCUCCACCCAGCAACGGCGUGAUGCACGUAGACGAGUGCGUGGAGUUCCACCGGCUCUGGAGCGCCAUGCAGUUCGUCUACUGCAUCCCAGUGGGGACGCACGAGUUCACCGCCGAGCAGUGUUUCGGGGACGGACUGAACUGGGCCGGCUGUGCCAUCAUUGUGCUGUUGGGUCAGCAGCGGCGCUUUGACCUCUUCGAUUUCUGCUACCACCUGCUGAAAGUCCAGAGGCAGGACGGCAAGGACGAGAUCAUCAAGAACGUGCCCUUGAAGAAGAUGGCGGACCGCAUCCGAAAGUACCAGAUCCUCAACAACGAGAUCUUUGCCAUCCUGAACAAGUACAUGAAGGCCGUGGAGACGGAUAGUUCCACAGUAGAGCACGUUCGCUGUUUCCAGCCUCCUAUACACCAGUCUCUGGCUACCACAUGUUAAAAGCUCACCUUACUCUGGUGAUGCACAGGGUACAAACACAGGCCCUGAAAAAAUGAAGGAAGUAUAGAAACAUUGUUUUAACCACACAGAGAACCCACUUCUACUUGUCCGGUCAGCUUUGAAAUACCACACAUCCUCAGAAUGUGUCUGUUUUUACAAGAUGAAAGAAAUAAAUAGUUUUUUUCUGUUUAAAUAUAAAUUAAAGAAGACAA
This is a messenger RNA of Trichomycterus rosablanca, 4113 nucleotides long. It is a transcript of the gene cyfip2, whose product is annotated as cytoplasmic FMR1 interacting protein 2. Gene Ontology annotation, cellular component: synapse; neuron projection. The coding region runs from base 143 to 3901 and encodes 1252 amino acids. The record is from RefSeq and is a predicted model, not a curated record. The transcript is spliced from 29 exons. Gene Ontology annotation, molecular function: small GTPase binding. Gene Ontology annotation, biological process: axon guidance; apoptotic process; regulation of actin filament polymerization. NCBI's taxonomy places the organism in Eukaryota, Metazoa, Chordata, Actinopteri, Siluriformes, Trichomycteridae.